AUGAAGAUUAGCAUGCUCAAGAAGACAUUGACUUUCAAACUCUUACAGGCUCUUACUCAAAUGUCUACACACAAGCAAGAGUCUUCAUCAUCUGAACAGGCUUUCAAGUCCCUGAAAUCACUUCUGAAGAAGCCACUGAUCAACAUCAACAUAGAGUGUGUAUCAACUGUAAUUAAUCAGAACACAUUGCUUUCAACUGCUGAUCAACCUAUGUGUCUUCAUAUUCAAGAGAAGGAUCAGUGCCUUCUCAUUCAAAGAAUGAAUCAGCGCCUGUCUACACUAAUCACAUUGCAUUAG
This is a messenger RNA of Blastomyces dermatitidis ER-3, 297 nucleotides long. RefSeq lists its product as uncharacterized. NCBI's taxonomy places the organism in Eukaryota, Fungi, Ascomycota, Eurotiomycetes, Onygenales, Ajellomycetaceae. The record is from RefSeq and is a predicted model, not a curated record. The coding region runs from base 1 to 297 and encodes 98 amino acids. The transcript has 2 exons.